Molecule: messenger RNA, 3784 nt
Organism: Lachnellula hyalina
Lineage: Eukaryota; Fungi; Ascomycota; Leotiomycetes; Helotiales; Lachnaceae
Product: Vegetative incompatibility protein HET-E-1
Exons: 3
Molecular function (GO): protein binding
Source: RefSeq, a predicted model, not a curated record
AUGCGUCUCUUAAAACGAAGGAACGAUGACGAAUUCAGCUUGACCGAGUUCUAUAAUGAUGACAUUCCUCCCUAUGCUAUACUCUCGCAUACGUGGGGAAUGGAUGGCGAGGAGGUCACCUUCAAAGACCUAGCAGAGGAUACUGGCAAGAACAAGGUUGGCUAUAGCAAGAUCCGCUUUUGCGGAAAACAAGCUGCCAGCGAUGGGUUACAAUACUUUUGGGUAGACACUUGUUGCAUUGAUAAAGCGAGUAGCGCCGAGCUCACUGAGGCCAUCAACUCCAUGUUUCGCUGGUACGGUAGAGCAGCAGAGUGCUACGUAUACCUCUCUGACGUCUUGACGCAUGGUGAUGAUACAAAUCGCUUGUACCAGCUCCCAUCGAGCGCAGCCUUUCUGAAAAGCAAAUGGUUUACUCGGGGCUGGACGCUACAAGAACUCCUUGCUCCAGCAUCAGUGCAGUUCUUCUCACAAGAGGGCAAGCGACUUGGCGAUAAGACAUCGCUGAAGAAACAGAUUCAUGAAGCAACAGGGAUUGCUAUCCAAGCACUUCAAGGAAGCCCUCUAUCUUGCUUUAGCGUUGCAGAGCGAUUAUUAUGGGCAAGUCAACGCGAAACUAAACGCGAAGAAGAUGCGGCAUAUUCUCUUCUCGGCAUUUUUGGUGUCCACUUACCGCCCAUGUAUGGCGAGAGGAAAGAGAACGCAUUUAGUCGUCUCCUAGACGAGAUCGAUAAACCUGUAAAGCCCGUAUCGUUAAAUCGAACAUCGGCGCCUUCCAGGAUCGGCCUUUCCGUGCUUAUUGAUCCGGGCCAACCUGCUCUGGACAUUGUAUUUGUCCAUGGUUUCACCGGUCACCCCGAAUAUACAUGGAGUGAGAAACAAGAAGUUGGCCGUAGACAGAAUGAGCAUAACGAUAAUGAUGGUGAACGCCUAUCCAAAAGACAGAAACUUCUAUCAUCCGCCGCGUCUCCUGAAACAGAACACGGAGUUUAUAACCCAAUUUAUUGGCCGCGAGAUCUUCUUCCUAUCGCUGUCCCGAAUGCGCGUGUCCUCACGUAUGGCUACGAUACAAGUUCGAUUCGUUCUAGCGAUUAUUCUAUAGGGAAGAGCACAGUCCAGGACAUCGCAUGGGAUUUUCUUACCGGAUUGGAAACAGCACGCCGUGUCCAGUCGUUGAGGCCGCUAAUACUUGUCGCCCAUAGCCUCGGCGGCAUAGUUGUAAUGGAGGCGCUGCGAAGAUCCAGUGGCUGCAAAACACGCCAGAGUCAUCUUCAUAGUAUCUACGAGAAUACCUCUGGCAUAAUUUUCUUCGGGACCCCUCAUGGUGGCCCAAAUCCUCGCGAAUUGAUUCAGCAUACCAUCGAACGGGUCAUCAGAGUCGAUAAUUUCAAGGUUAAUGAUCACAUUAUUGAUACCUUCUUGCUCUAUGUGGAACAGCUUAAGGACUGGGAUGAGAGGUUUGGCUCAAUAGCCCGUGAUAGGUGUUGGACUAUAAUCUCCUUUCAAGAACAACACGGAGACAUUGCCAUUAGUGAUAAAAAGGUUGUUGAAGAUACCAUUUCUCGUUUAAACGAUCCGACAAUCGAACUUGCUCAAUUCAUUGCCAGCAAUCACAUGGAAAUGUGUCGAUUUAGCGGACACGACGAUGCCGAGUACAGAAAAGUUGUCGCAGCUAUCAAUAGGAUCAUAAAAGCUACCACAGAGUCAGCAUAUUCCAGUGAAAUUGCGCCUACCGAUACAAAUCAACGACAGAAGUUUCUAGAUCGCUUAAAGUUUGAUCAAAUUAAUUCUCGACACGCAACAAUCAAGAACGCUCACGCAAAAACAUGCAAAUGGCUACUCAGCACAUCCCAGUACAAAGAAUGGCUUGACGACAGCAAGAUAUCCGAGCAUCAUGGCUUUUUAUGGAUGAAAGGAAAGCCCGGGACUGGAAAGUCGACAUUGAUGAAAUUUGCAUAUGCAAAUGCUAAGAAAGCCAUGGCAGAUACCAUCGUUAUCUCAUUCUUCUUCAAUGCAAGAGGUGAAGACUUAGAGAAGUCCGCGUUAGGCAUGUAUCGAUCCUUGUUGUUUCAACUCCUAGAAAAGCUUCCAGAUAUUCAAGAUCCGCUUAUAACACAUGGGUCAAGCGUGCCCAAUGACUUUGAUCAGGAUAUCGAGACUGUCAAAAAUCUUUUCAGCCGCGCGAUAGAGUGCCUCGGACGACGCCGCCUGACUUGCUUUAUCGACGCUCUAGAUGAGUGCAAAGAGGAUCAAGCACGAGAUAUGGUAGCCUUCUUCGAAAGCCUUGCACAAUUUGCGGUUUCAUCUCAAAUCCAAUUGCAUAUCUGUCUCUCAAGUCGCUAUUACCCCUACAUUACAAUCGAAAAAGGUGUCUCCCUUGACCUAGGAGACCAGGACGGCCACUCGCAAGAUAUCGCCAAUUAUUUGCAUAGCGAACUGAAGGCUGGACGCAGCAAGGUGAUGGAGAAAAUCCGGGACGAAAUGCUUGAGAGAGCCUCUGGAGUUUUCCUAUGGGUUGUCCUCGUUAUUCCAAUGCUGAAUAAAGAGUUUGAUCGUGGCCGCAUCCAUGCGCUUCAAAAGCGGCUUAAGGAAAUCCCGGACGACUUGGAUGCGCUGUUCCAAGACAUUUUGACCAGAGACAAUGAGAAUGUCGAAGACCUGGUUCUGUGUCUCCAGUGGAUAUUGUAUUCUAAACGACCCAUGAAACUUGAGGAAUUGUAUUUUGCUAUUUUAGCUGGAGUUGCGGCUGAUGAAUUGGCUGCAUGGAACCCUGAUAAUAUCACCGAGGAUAUCAUGCAAAAAUAUAUACUUAGUGCGUCUAAGGGACUCGCAGAAAUGACCAAAUCCAAGCAUCGAACAGUGCAAUUUAUUCAUGAAUCCGUUCGAGACUUUCUUCUGAAAGGAAACGGACUCAACAGUCUUCGGUCUCACCUCGACAGCAACUUUCCAGGGUCUAGUCAUGAGCGGCUAAAGGAGUGCUGUCAAACCUACGCAAGGAUUGAUACCUCGGAAUAUCUGCCAUCUAACACGCCACUGCCAACUGCAUCUUCUGGGGAGGCUGCGAGUCUCCGGAAAUUAGUAUCUGAAAAGUUUCCGUUCUUGGAAUAUGCAGUACAGAACGUGCUUCAACAUGCCGAUACUGCAGAUGAGUACGAGAUCCCCCAAACUCGUUUUGUAGAGGAUUUUUUUCUUAGCGAUUGGAUCCAUUUGGACAACCUCUUUGAGAAAUAUGAAAUACGGCGACGUACACCUCACUGUAGCCUGUUAUAUAUUCUCUCAGAGAAAAACCUACCGCACCUUAUCCGGAUUGAGCUUGAUCGAGUUCAGCAAUUGGAUAUAAAAGGAGAACGGUACAGCUUCCCGUUAAAUGUGGCCCUAGCUUAUAAAAACGAAGUUGCUUUAAGAGUACUUUUGUUACCAGAUACUAGUGCCUGGUCAAUUGCAAUGGUGCCUCUUAACCGCUCUUCCUCUACAACCACAGAGUAUCAAGAAUCUAUUAAAUCCCUUCUCCAAAUGGGAAAUGGGAUUAAUUUUCAAAAAGUCAGAAGUAUACUCUCGUGGGCCGCGGAGGGAGGAUACGAGGCCGUGGUUAGACUGCUGCUCCAGACAGGCAAGGUCGACGUCGAUUCAAAGGAUAAAACCUAUGGUCGAACGCCGCUCUUAUGGGCCGCAGCGGGAGGAUAUGAGGCCGUGGUUAGACUGCUGCUCCAGACAGGCAAGGUCGACAUCGAUUCAAAGGAUGACUCUAGUCGAACGCCGCUCUCAAGGGCCGCAGCGGGAGGACACG